This is a messenger RNA of Trichomonas vaginalis G3, 462 nucleotides long. RefSeq names its product non-membrane spanning protein tyrosine phosphatase protein. NCBI's taxonomy places the organism in Eukaryota, Parabasalia, Trichomonadida, Trichomonadidae. Gene Ontology annotation, molecular function: protein tyrosine phosphatase activity. The record is from RefSeq and is a predicted model, not a curated record. Bases 1 to 462 code for a protein of 153 amino acids. Gene Ontology annotation, biological process: protein dephosphorylation. The transcript has a single exon.
AUGUUUGAUAUUGAUGGUAAAGUUUCUGUUUUAUUUGUAUGUCAAGGAAAUAUCAUUAGAUCACCUUUAUGUGAAGGACGAUUUAGGCACGAAUUUGGUGACCGUGUUCGGGUUGACAGUGCUGCAGUUUCAUCUGGAGAUUUAAACAAGCAUCCUAAAGAAAAUGCUCAAAAAGUAGCUCAGGCUCAUGGUUUUGAUAUAUCCGGACAUAUAUCCCGGCUUAUUAAGAAAGAAGAUUUCUCCAAUUUUAGUGUGAUUGUUUCUUUAGAUGAUUUCGUUCACACUAAAAUAUUAAAGGUAAAACCAAAAGAAUGUCGUGCUAAAGUUGUCAAAUUCUCUAAAAUUGGUAUCUCCAAUCCAUGGAGACAGCCAUUACAUGCUUUUAAUUCUAUGUACGGUGAAAUAGAUUGUGCAUGGUUGCCGUUCAUUCAAAAGAAUUUUCCAAAACUUUUAGGAAAUUGA